Pseudovirgaria hyperparasitica is the source of this 2133-nucleotide messenger RNA. RefSeq names its product acetyl-CoA synthetase-like protein. The record is from RefSeq and is a predicted model, not a curated record. Lineage: Eukaryota; Fungi; Ascomycota; Dothideomycetes; Acrospermales; Acrospermaceae. Bases 1 to 2133 code for a protein of 710 amino acids. Gene Ontology annotation, biological process: secondary metabolic process. Gene Ontology annotation, molecular function: CoA-ligase activity. The transcript has 4 exons.
AUGCCACCAACACACACCAAGUCCGUCGACAACGCAGACGCUAGAACCACCACGCCCGCAUCCCCAGCCGCAUGCACGAAGAACCACCGCCGCGUCUCCGCCAUGGAGUACGCCAGACGCCUCCUGAGCCACGUCUCCACCUCGCUGGCCUCGCUCGUGCACUACCGCGGCCGCCGUGCCGCAGCCCCUGUAGCCCCUGUAGCAGCAGCAGCAGCAGCAGCCCCGUCAUCACCACUUCCGACGUCGUCAACAAGUCCGGCACCAACAGGCAUCUUCACGCCGGACCACUACCCUGACAUUCCGGACGUCGAUCUCCUGACCUGGACGUUUGCAAACGUGGACCGCUUCCCGGAUCGCCAGAUAUACAUCGACGCCGCCGAUCCCACCAACGCCCUCACCGCGCGCGACGUCCUGCUGUGCGUACGACAACUAAUCGCCGGCUUCAAGGCCCGCGGCAUCACGCCCGGCGACAACAUCUGCGUGCUCUCCUUCAACAACAUCCUCUACUCCCCACUCUACCUCGCCAUCAUCGGCGCAGGCGGCUGCGUCGUCGGCGCAAACCCCGCCUACGGCCACACCGAGCUCAAACACAUCCUCGCCGUCUCCGCCGUCCGCACCGUCCUCGUCCAGCCCGAACUCCUGCCCAAACUGCUGCCCGCCGCGCGCGAAUGCGGGAUUGCAGACGCCAACAUUCUCGUCUUCGACACUGACAAGAAGAACAACAACACAUCAUCCACAUCCCCCUUCCAAUCAUGGACCACCCUCCUCACCCACGGCGAAUCAGACUGGGUCCGCUUCCCCUCCACAUCCGCAUCCGCAUCGAAAGCAAAAUCAAAAUCCACCCCCGCAUCCCUAAUGUCCACCUCCGGCACAACCGGCCUCCCGAAAGCAGCCCUCAUCUCGCACCACGCCCACGUAGCCCAGUCCAUCCUCCUCCACUCCUCCGUCUCCACCCCCCUCAAACCCUACCCCAUCCGCCGCCUCCUCUGCCUCCCGCAAUUCCACGCCUUUGCCGCCCCGCUCUUCCACUGCGCGCCCCUGCGCGACGGCCACACAACAUACAUCAUGAAGCGGUACUACCGCGAGGCGUUUGUGCGGUAUCUUGGUGCGUAUGGGAUUACGGAGACGGCGGUUGUGCCGCCGAUUGUGCGUGAUCUUGUCGGUGUUGCCGGGGGGAGGGAGCAAAAGGGGGUGUUGGAGGGGUUGAGGUUUGUGUGGUGUGCGGGGGCGGCGCUGUCGGGGGGGGCGCAGAGGGGGUUGUGUGGGGUUUUACAUGCGGAGGCGGUGGUGGCGCAGGUGUGGGGGUUGAGUGAGAUGGGGUGGAUUACGACGUUUGGGUUUGCGGAGAGGGAUGGGAGUGGGAGUGUCGGGCGGUUGUUGCCUGGGAUGGAGGCGCGGGUUGUGUGUUUUGGGGGGGAUGGUGGGGAGGGGGGUGUGGAAGGGGGAGAGGGAGGAGAGGGAGGUGAAGGAGAAUGGUGGGGAGGGGGAAAAGUGGUUACGGAGGAUAACGUCCGGGGCGAGAUCUUCGUGCGUGGCCCCUCGAUUAUGAAUGGCUAUUUGGGGAAUGAUGCUGCGACUCGGGAGACGAUUCUCGAGGGUGGGUGGUUGCGCACGGGGGACAUCGGGUUUGUGGAGAAGGGGAAGUGGUAUAUUUGUGAUCGGGCCAAGGAAAUCAUCAAGGUAAAAGGCUGGCAAGUCUCCCCCACCGAGCUGGAAGAAUGCCUCCUCGCGCACCCGCUCAUCCGCGACGCCGCUGUCAUUGGCAUUGAACUGGGGCCGGAUAUGGGUGAUGUUCCGCGCGCGUAUGUUGUUCCCGAGACGCCUGUUUGCUGCUACGUUGCAGACACAGCCUCCAACUCCGACUCCACCAACAAAGACGACAAAGUCGACAAAGGAGACAAAGGAGACAAAGUCGCCAAAGACGACAACGAACCGCACAAACCCGACACCCAAGUCCUCCCCCUCACGCAAGAAGACGUUGCGGCCUGGGUGCGCGACCGCAUGGCGAGCUUCAAGGCGCUGACGGGUGGGGUCGUGUUUGUGGAGAGUAUUCCCAAGGCCGCGAGUGGGAAGGUGUUGAGGGGGGUAUUGAGGGAGAGGGCGAGGGGGGAGGUUGGGGACUUUAGGGGGUAG